This is a messenger RNA of Micromonas commoda, 603 nucleotides long. RefSeq lists its product with no specific name. NCBI's taxonomy places the organism in Eukaryota, Viridiplantae, Chlorophyta, Mamiellophyceae, Mamiellales, Mamiellaceae. The transcript has 2 exons. The coding region runs from base 1 to 603 and encodes 200 amino acids. The record is from RefSeq and is a predicted model, not a curated record.
AUGGAGCAGCCGGCUGGCGGGUCGACGCAGGGAAAAAGAGCUGAGAGGACGGAAGGUUCCAUCCGGUUCGGCUGCACUUUCACGACCGUCACAGUUGAAGGCGCGACAACAAACGAUGCAGGCAUCGACGACGACGUUCCGCGCCCGAGCCUGCGCGCCGGCGGGUUUGACCGCCCGUCGCGCGCGCACAUACCGCGUGAAGGCGUUCACCGCGCCGAGGACGAGGACGGUCGCCGCGCGCCCCGUCGUCGUCGUUCGCGCCGCCGACGGUGCGUCCCCGCGCCGUUCACCCGUCGUCAUGGCAAAAAAGGGCACUCGGCCACGUCGGCGGAGCGCGAAGGCGAGGAGGCGCCCGCGGAGCCGGAGGUGCGCCGCGAUCCGAUCUUCGGCUUCGAGUCGCGCGGCGAGCCCGACAAGAUUCAGCCCGGCUUUGACACCGCGGAGGGUGGCAAGGUGGGCCCCGUCGGCACGUUCUUCAUCUCGCUGCUGCUCAUCGUGCUCUUCGGCGCGUCCUUCUUCUUCACGUCGGUGCCGCGGGACGCCAUCAAGGGGAUGGUGGACCUCUCGGACGAUCCCAACGCUCCCACCGACGUGUUCAAGUAG